GGAUUGACAGAAAGGAGGGCGGGGAUUGGCUGAGUCAGGUCGAGCCGGCCAAUCGGAGCAGCGCCUCCUUUUCCCGCGCGCGGGAAAAAGCAGUCAGAAGAGGAGAAGGCAGGAUGGCGUCGGGAAAAGGCGGCGAGAAGCUGGGCCUACGCGGGGACUACGACGCCGAGAUGGACAAGGCGGCGUCCUUCCUGGAGGGAUUCUUCUCCAGCUCUUCCUCUUCUCUCCCUUCGGACCAGGCCGGGAAGCGCUUCCCCUACCGGGAGCAGCUGACCCUUCUGGCGCACCGCGAGGCCUCCACGCUGCGGGUGGACCUGGACGACGUGGCCGAGGAGGACCCGGCCUUGGCGGAAUCAGCCUGCGAGAACGCCCCCCGCUACCAGCGCCUCUUCGCCGACGCCGCCGCCCGGCUCCUGCCCGCCUACAAGCAGAGAGAGGUCAGCACUCGGCACAACCGAAGGGGGUGCCGGGAAAUGUAG
Molecule: messenger RNA, 479 nt
Organism: Anolis sagrei ordinatus
Lineage: Eukaryota; Metazoa; Chordata; Lepidosauria; Squamata; Anolidae
Source: RefSeq, a predicted model, not a curated record